Esox lucius (northern pike) is the source of this 4508-nucleotide messenger RNA. Its product is annotated as rabphilin-3A. Gene Ontology annotation, cellular component: membrane. Gene Ontology annotation, molecular function: small GTPase binding. The record is from RefSeq and is a predicted model, not a curated record. Gene Ontology annotation, biological process: intracellular protein transport. Lineage: Eukaryota; Metazoa; Chordata; Actinopteri; Esociformes; Esocidae. The transcript has 19 exons. Bases 409 to 2250 code for a protein of 613 amino acids.
UAGGAACCCACGCACCGCUCAUAGAGUGUGUGGAUCGGCUCCUAUCGACGGUGUUAUAAGUAACUGGGAAGAGCCCCCUUCGCAAACCUUUUUUUGUGUGGAGUUGUGACAUGGCUUGCAUGCGCAUUGAACGGUUUGCGGUUGAUUCCAAGUAGGCUACAGUAUAAAUUUAGACCGCAUCAUUCCGUGACAUCUUCUUCCGAGAGAGGGCUGGAAUCUCAGUGCCCUGCUGUUAUCAGCCCUGGACGGAGGAGCCUCUGUAACUGAGCCAGGCUGCUCAUUGACCCUCCCCACGCACCCACCCGUUUCGCGAGGACCCGACCUGUUGCUGGUUGGCUGUUGUUCUGCCUGCUUCGACUCUCAUGCACCUACGGACACCCACGUACAGAGUGUGAAAGUGUAGCAGCCAUGACGGACGCAGUGAUGGGCGGUAGCUCAGACCGCUGGGUACCCAACGACAGGCAGAGGAACAUGCAUGCCAAUGAUAAGGAACAGGGUAACUGGACCAACCAGGCUGUUCCUGGUCCCUGUGGCCCGGACCUAACUGAUGAGGAGAAGGAGAUCAUUAAUGGUGUGAUCGCCCGCGCUGAGAAAAUGGAGGCCAUGGAGCAGGAGAGAAUUGGGCGUCUGGUGAACCGCCUGGACGACAUGAAGAAGACAGUGUGUGGAGACGGGGUGAACCGCUGUCUGUUGUGUGGGGAACAGCUGGGGGUGCCAGGAGUCAGCUCAGUGGUGUGUGAGGACUGUAAAAAGCACAUGUGCACCAAGUGUGGAGUCCAGAGUGGCAGCCGGCCGCGCGCCGUCUGGCUCUGUAAGAUCUGCAGUGAACAGCGGGAGGUGUGGAAGAGAUCUGGUGCCUGGUUCUUUAAAGGUUUUCCCAAGCAGUUCCUGCCCUCACCCAUGCCCAUCUCCAGAGGGUCAAGCAAUCAAGAGGCCUCUGAGCCCAGGGCUUCAGCUGGUCAGGCCCGGCCACAGGCCAGAGGACCAGAGGCACAGGGCCGUGCUGGCAAACCACAUGUGGCCCAUAAGCCAGUGGAGGCUAGCAUGGUAACUGGCGGGGGUGGGCCUGGCUACACUGAGGGAGGUGCCCAGGACAGCCCAGUGUUGGCGCAGAAGGCCGCUCCAGUCCAGAGUUCCAGGAUGCCUCAAGCAGCGGCGGCCCAGCAGGAGAUAGAUGGAGGUGGCCACUCCGCUACCGCUGCUCCGAUGGAGGAGAGAGCACCUCCUGCAGCGCGGGAGGAGAGGAGACAGCCCGCCGCCUACAGCUCUCCUGCCCGUCAACAAGCACCCCCUCCCGAGGAGGAGGAGGAUGCUAACAGCUAUGACUCGGAUGAGGCCACCACUCUUGGUGCACUGGAGUUCAGCUUGCUUUACGAGCAGGAGAACAACAGCCUCCACUGCAGCAUCCUGAAAGCCAAGGGACUGAAGCCCAUGGACUCCAAUGGACUGGCAGAUCCCUACGUCAAACUGCAUCUGCUGCCAGGAGCCAGUAAGUCCAACAAGCUACGAACCAAGACCCUGAGAAACACCCGUAACCCUGUGUGGAAUGAGACUCUGGUCUAUCACGGACUUACAGACGAGGACAUGCAGCGCAAGACUCUAAGGAUCUCAGUGUGUGAUGAGGACAAAUUUGGACAUAAUGAGUUUAUUGGAGAAACCCGUGUCGCUCUAAAGAAACUGAAAAUCAACCAGAAGAAAAACUUCAACGUUUGUCUAGAGAGAGUUGUCCCCACGAAGAAGACUGCGACAGCUGGAGCUGCUCGAGGCAUUUCGCUCUACGAGGACGAGGUUGGGAAGGAGGGUGGCGAUGUGGAGGAGCGUGGUCGUAUCCUGAUCUCCCUGAUGUACAGCACCCCUCAGAACCGCCUGAUCGUGGGGGUGGUUCGCUGCGUUCACUUGGCUGCCAUGGACGCCAACGGAUACUCUGACCCAUUUGUGGAAAUAUGCCUGAAACCUGAUAUGGGGAAGAAGGCCAAGAACAAAACAAAUAUCAAGAAGAAGACCCUAAACCCAGAGUAUAACGAGGAAUUUAGCUAUGACAUCAAACACAGCGACCUGGCUAAGAAGACCCUGGACAUCUCAGUGUGGGACUAUGACAUUGGGAAAUCCAAUGAUUAUAUUGGUGGUUGCCAGCUUGGAAUCACAGCCAAAGGGGAGCGGCUGAAGCACUGGUACGAGUGCCUGAAGAACAAAGACAAGAAGAUAGAGCGCUGGCACACUCUGUUAGCAACUAACUCUAACAGCAACUAACCUUUGCCCUGCAUGAGCUGCCCCCCCCCUCACACCUUUUAUUCAACCCCCUCUCUCUCCUCUCAGUGUCUGCCCCCCUACACAAAAAAAAGAAAAGCAUUGUUGUGUUUUUAUUGUACUUCCAGGUAGUCUUUUUCCCUGCGUUAUUUCCUGCCCUCAACCUCACAUGCACCUUUCCCAUACUCCCUUGUUGUCCCAGGUGUUGGCUUUCUCAUAUAUUUCCCAAUUUUCUGAGACGUGUCUGUCAAGGGGACAUGCCUGAAGGCUAAACAGAGUAUACUUUAAAAUUUCUCUUCAAAAUCAAUGGAGGGAUUUAAUUUAAGGCAAAAAUACAGAAGACACAUUUGAUGUUCGACAUUGCAGUAUACAGUUGCAUUGAGAAGAUCAUGCUUGUUAAUGUACUGUAUAUAAACUUGACUCUUAAGUAAAUAUUUAAAAUGCACUAGUACAAAAGACAAUGACGCAAUGGGUAAUGGCAUUCUAUGUGGUAACUAUGAAGACAAGUUGUUCAUAAAUCUUAAUUUAUUGUAAAAUACCCCAUGCAGUACGACUUGUAGGAGCAUGCAGAACCACAUGAAAAAACACACAGCUGCACUUCUAAAAGUAACUAGUUCAUUUGAUAUCAUAUUAUGUAAUUCUCACAAAGAAGGUUUACAUGUUGAUAAACUGAGGAUAAAAAUAAUCUGGACUAUGGGAAAGGACAUGAUUCACAUAUCAACUGACUAGCAUUUUGUUUGGAGACUAUCUUUAUCGUUUUUCGUCAUAACACUCCUGGUUGAAGGGAAUGGGAUCACUCUCUGUACGGUUUUCACGUUUAUUCCUUAUUUGUAUUUGUGGAGGUGACUUAAAAUGGUUAAAAUUGUGACUUUUUAUGAGAAUGUUUGCACUGAAAAGUUGACCGUCUGCUUCAGUUCUUUGUUUAUGGUGACAAGAGAGAGGAGACAGGAAAACAUAAUACUUUCCUGGCUAGUAGGUUUACACGGUUUACACUGGCAGUUUACUGAGGUUUUCUACUGGCUGACAUUUUCUACAUUGAAUGCAUAUGAUCAGAUUUUUCACUGACUCUUAAAGCCUGCUACACCUUAGACACACUAAAUAAAAUAACACAGUUAAGGCUAUAUCCUAGGUAAAUGUGCUGCUCAACUUGAAUGCACUGUGCUUGUGACCCUAGUGUUUUCUCUGCCUGGACCAAGCACACAUCUGUACCCUCUGCCCCUUCAUAUGCACCUAAUUUACCCACACUGGGCCCAUCCCCUUUCUUCCCCAUCUUCUUCUGCAGCUCCAAACACAAAAAGCUUUGACAUGUGGCUGUUGAUCAAUUACCGUAAAUCAAGGAAAGCACACCGUAACAAUGGAAUGACCUCAAUUUAUACAGCUGUUUGCAAGUUUCUCAACAACAACAAAAAAAAACACUAUGCAUGAGAUGUCUUGUGGUUCAUGAUAUAUACAUUGAUUUAAAAAUAUAUAUAUAAUUCUAUUACAAUUUUAUUACUUGCGUCUCUAACCAUUAUUCCAAAGACUGUCUUUAAACACUGAGGCCACAGAUACAUAUAUUAUUUAAUGUUGAAAAUAUCAAGACCUCUAUUGUUCUCAUUAGGCUACCAAUAUAUUAUAAAUUAUUCGAUCUACCAGGCUAUUUUGGAGCAUCUUUAGAUUGACAUUUUGACAGGGGUGAGAGUACAGCUACGACCCCGUACACAUUGCUCAGAUGAUGCUCACAGGGCUGAUUAUUAUGAGUGAGCAGUUCAGAACAUUAACAAAAUCUCUGCAACCAGUUCCUGAAGGAAAAAACUACUGGAGAUUAAUCUCAUACACUGAGUUAUGCAUUUUCACCAAGUGCUCUGCCUCCUUUGAAUGGUAAAACCAGGGGCUCCUUAGGGUCUUGAGAGCCUCUGAACUUUAUCGUCUUGCUGCCCUCACAUGGCCACAAUUUCAACAUGACUUUGUUGCCUGUUUUACUGAUUUACUGAUCCUACAGUACUGCUGUAGCCUACCUGUUUUGUUUUGUAACCUUUAUUGGUUUAUAUCUUCUAUUCUGGAUAGCGAUCUGUAAGUCUGUAGAAGAUAUAACUUUAUUUCUCCAUUUUGUUCUGCCAACUGUAUUGUUUUUAUUAUUUAAAUGUAAAUAUGUAGUGCAUGCACUGGAAAUUAAAUGCAUAUAAAUAUCUAUGUAUGUUUGCAAAUGAGUUUGCAUGGAAAGAUUUUACAUGAGUUAGGUUUACACAGAUGAAUAAAAGCUAAGGAAAACCGCAAAACUA